Molecule: messenger RNA, 6842 nt
Organism: Grus americana (Whooping crane)
Lineage: Eukaryota; Metazoa; Chordata; Aves; Gruiformes; Gruidae
Gene: SLIT1
Product: slit guidance ligand 1
Exons: 37
Coding region: 169-4785 (1538 amino acids)
Biological process (GO): axon guidance; negative chemotaxis
Molecular function (GO): heparin binding; Roundabout binding; calcium ion binding
Source: RefSeq, a predicted model, not a curated record
GGGCGGCAGUGAGGGCGGGCGGGUGUGCGCCGACGGGGCUCUCGCCCCGGAGCCGAGCCGAGCCGUGCCGUGCCGUGCCGUGCCGUGCCGAGCCGAGCCGAGCCCAGCCUAACCCAGCUCCCCGGUGAUGCUCAGCGGCCCCGCCGUUUAACCCCGCUGCCCGCUGCCAUGGCGGCCCCGACCCUCGGGGGGGCGGCGGGGGUCCCGACGGGGCUGCGGGCCGCCGCCUGGCUGCUGGCGUGCGCCGCGCUCUGCCGGGGCCGUGCCGCCGCCUGCCCGCCGCUCUGCGCCUGCAGCGGCACCACGGUGGACUGCCACGGCACGGCCCUGCGCGCCGUGCCCAAGAGCAUCCCCCGCGGCACCGAGCGCCUGGAGCUCAAUGGCAACAACAUCACACGGAUCAACAAGAAUGACUUCGCCGGGCUGAAGCAGCUCCGCGUCCUGCAGCUGAUGGAAAACCAGAUCAGCACGGUGGAGCGUGGGGCAUUCGAUGACAUGAAGGAGCUGGAGCGGCUACGGCUGAAUCGCAACCAGCUGCACACCCUGCCCGAACUUCUCUUCCAGAACAACCAGGCGCUGUCACGACUGGACCUGAGUGAGAACUUCAUCCAGGCCAUCCCCAGGAAAGCUUUCCGUGGGGCCACCGACCUCAAGAACCUGCAACUGGACAAGAACCAGAUCAGCUGCAUCGAGGAUGGGGCUUUCCGCGCCCUGCGGGGGCUGGAGGUCCUGACCCUGAAUAACAACAACAUCACUUCAAUCCCCGUGUCCAGCUUCAACCACAUGCCCAAGCUGCGGACAUUCCGCCUGCACUCCAACCACCUCUUCUGUGACUGCCACCUGGCCUGGCUCUCACAGUGGCUACGCCAGCGCCCCACCAUCGGGCUCUUCACCCAGUGCGCCGCUCCGGCCCAGCUCCGUGGCCUCAACGUGGCCGAGAUCCAGAAGAACGAAUUCAGUUGCUCCGGACAAACGGACCUGGCACGUGCCCAGCUCUGCAGCUUGUCCUCUGGCUCCUGCCCAGCCAUGUGCACUUGCAGCAACGGCAUCGUGGACUGUCGGGGCAAGGGGCUGACAGCCAUCCCCGCCAACCUGCCCGAGACCAUGACGGAGAUACGCCUAGAGCUCAACGGCAUCAAGUCCAUCCCCCCAGGCGCCUUCUCCCCCUACAAGAAGCUGCGGAGGAUAGACCUGAGCAACAACCAGAUCUCAGAGAUCGCCCCCGACGCCUUCCAGGGACUGCGCUCACUGAACUCCCUGGUGCUAUACGGCAACAAGAUCACGGACCUUCCCAAGGGCGUCUUCAGUGGACUGUUCGCCCUGCAGCUGCUGCUCCUCAAUGCCAACAAGAUCAACUGCGUGCGGGCAGACACCUUCCAGGACCUGCAGAACCUCUCGCUGCUCUCGCUCUACGACAACAAGAUCCAGAGCCUGGCCAAGGGCACCUUCACCUCUCUGCGGGCCAUCCAGACCCUGCACCUGGCCCAGAACCCCUUUGUCUGCGACUGCAACCUGAAGUGGCUGGCAGACUUCCUCCGUGCCAACCCCAUCGAGACCAGCGGCGCCCGCUGUGCCAGCCCCCGGCGCCUGGCCAACAAACGCAUCGGCCAGAUCAAGAGCAAGAAGUUUCGCUGCUCGGCCAAAGAGCAGUAUUUCAUCCCAGGGACAGAGGAUUACCAGCUGAGCAGCGAGUGCAACAGCGACGUCAUCUGCCCCCCCAAGUGCCGCUGUGAAUCUGGUGUGGUCGAAUGCUCCAACCUGAAGCUCACCAAGAUCCCAGAGCGCAUCCCGCAGUCCACGGCCGAGCUGCGCCUGAACAACAAUGAAAUCUCCGUCCUGGAGGCCACCGGCAUCUUCAAGAAACUCCCACAUCUGAAAAAGAUCAACCUCAGCAACAACAAGGUGUCUGAGAUCGAGGACGGGGCGUUUGAGGGGGCAUCCUCCGUCAGCGAGUUGCACCUCACUGUCAACCAGCUGGAGUCAGUGCGGAGUGGCAUGUUCAGAGGCCUAGACGGGCUGAGGACCCUGAUGCUGAGGAACAACCGCAUCAGCUGCAUCCACAACGACAGCUUCACAGGGCUGCGCAAUGUCCGCCUGCUCUCCCUCUACGACAACCAGAUCAGCACCAUCGCACCGGGUGCUUUUGACACACUUCAGUCCCUCUCCACGCUGAACCUGCUUGCCAACCCCUUCAACUGCAACUGCCAGCUGGCCUGGCUGGGGGACUGGCUGCGCAAGAGGAAGAUUGUGACGGGGAACCCGCGGUGCCAAAACCCCGACUUCCUCCGGCAGAUUCCACUCCAGGACGUGGCUUUCCCCGACUUCAGGUGUGAGGAAGGUCAGGAGGAGACCAGCUGCAUCCCCCGGCCCCAGUGCCCACAGGAGUGUACCUGCCUCGACACUGUCGUCCGCUGCAGCAACAAGCACCUCAAGGCCCUGCCCAAGGGGAUCCCCAAGAAUGUCACAGAGCUCUACCUGGAUGGAAACCAGUUCACUCAGGUCCCGGGGCAGCUCUCCACCUUCAAGUACCUGCAGCUUGUUGAUCUGAGCAACAACAAGAUCAGCUCCCUGAGCAACUCCUCCUUCACCAACAUGAGCCAGCUCACCACCCUGAUCCUCAGCUACAACUCCCUGCAGUGCAUCCCGCCGCUGGCCUUCGAGGGCCUCCGCUCCCUCCGGCUGCUGUCUCUCCAUGGCAACGACAUCUCCAGCCUCCCCGAGGGCAUCUUUGCAGACGUCACCUCUCUGUCCCACCUAGCCAUCGGGGCCAACCCCCUGUACUGCAGCUGCAACCUGCGCUGGCUCUCCAGCUGGGUCAAGACAGGGUACAAGGAGCCAGGCAUCGCCCGCUGUGCUGGGCCCCCUGACAUGGAAGGCAAGCUGCUGCUCACCACCCCUGCCAAGAAGUUUGAGUGCCAAGGUCCGCCUGCCCUGAGUGUCCAGGCCAAGUGCAACCCCUGCCUCUCCAGCCCCUGCCAGAACCAGGGCACUUGCCACAAUGACCCCCUCGGCUUCUACCGCUGCACCUGUCCCAGCGGCUACAAGGGCAGGGACUGCGAGGUGGCGCUCAGCACCUGCUCCUCCAACCCCUGCGCCAACGGGGGGACCUGCCAGCCCCAGGAGGGGGAAGGAGCUGGCUUCAGGUGCCUGUGCCCGGUGGGCUUCGGGGGCCCGAGCUGCCGCAGCACCAGUGACCCCUGCAAGGAGCACAGCUGUGAGAACGGGGGCUCCUGUGUGCCCAGUGCCACCAACUACACCUGCCUGUGCCCUGCCCACUACACAGGGGAUUUCUGUGAGCAGCCACCGGAUUUCUGCUCAGCUGAGCUCAGCCCAUGCCAGCACGGCUCCACCUGCAUCUCCACCAGCCAGGGGCCCAGGUGUGAGUGUGUGCCCGGCUACGUGGGGAGCAACUGCAGUGAGGACUUCGACGACUGCCAGGACCACCGGUGCCAGAACAAUGCCCGCUGCCUGGACGAGGUGAACGGCUACUCCUGCCUCUGCACCGAGGGCUACAGUGGCCAGCUCUGCGAGAUGCCACCCCGUGCCGCUGGCCAGCCUGGCCUCUGCGAGCGAGCCGAGUGCCAGAAUGGAGCCCCAUGCGUGGAGCGGGGCACCCGUGCCCUCUGCCAGUGCCUGCCCGGCUUUGGCGGCCCCAAGUGCGAGAAGCUACUGAGCGUCAACUUCGUGGACCGUGACACAUACCUGCAGUUCACUGACCUGCAGGACUGGCCCCGGGCCAACAUCACCCUGCAGGUCUCCACGGCUGAAGGCAACGGCAUCCUGCUCUACAACGGUGACAGUGACCACAUGGCCGUGGAGCUGUACCAGGGCCAUGUCAGGGUCAGCUACGACCCUGGCACCCACCCCAGCUCGGCCAUCUACAGCGCCGAGACCAUCAAUGAUGGGCAGUUCCACACAGUGGAGCUGGUGACCUUUGACCAGAUGGUGAACCUCUCCAUCGAUGGCGGCAGCCCCAUGACCAUGGACAACUCGGGCAAGCACUACACGCUGAACAGCGAGGCCCCUCUCUACGUGGGAGGGAUGCCCGUGGACGUCAACUCAGCCGCCUUCCGCCUCUGGCAGCUCCUCAAUGGCACCAGCUUCCACGGGUGCAUCCGCAACCUCUACAUCAACAACGAGCUGCAGGACUUCACCAAGACACGGAUGACGCCAGGGGUGGUGCCGGGCUGUGAGCCCUGCCGCAAGCUCUACUGCCUACAUGGCAUCUGCCAGCCUGCCGGCGCCCAGGGUCCCGUCUGCCACUGCGAGCCUGGCUGGGACGGGCCCCACUGCGACCAGCCCCGUGACGGCCCCUGCCAGGGGCACAAGUGCGUGCAUGGGCUGUGCCUGCCCCUCGACGCCCUCUCCUACAGCUGCCAGUGCCGUGAGGGCUACGAGGGCGCCCUCUGCAACCAGCCCGCCGAGCCACCCGACCCCUGCCACCGGCGGCCCUGCGUCCACGGCCACUGCCGCCUCACCCCGGGUGGCCAGCCCAUCUGCGAGUGUCACAGUGGCUAUGCCGGAGCCCUCUGCGACCAAGAGCCGGAGUGCCGCGGGGAGCCGGUGCGGGACUACCACCAGGUGCAACGGGGCUACGCCAUCUGCCAGACGACGCGGCCAGUGGCUUGGGUGGAAUGCCGGGGGUCCUGCGGCGGCCCCAGCGCUGGCUGCUGCACCGAGCUACGGCUCAGACGCAGGAAGUAUGCCUUCGAGUGCAGCAAUGGUGCGACUUUCGUGGAGGAGGUGGAGAAGCCCAGCAAGUGCGGCUGCAGCCAGUGCCUGUGAGCGGCCACCGGCCCCGGAGAGGCGGGGAGCCGGUGGGGAGCCCCCCUCGGAGCCAAGGACCUCGCUUUGCCCUGCAGCCACAGUGCUGCUGUCCGGGUGUUCCCGAACUGCAGCUGCAUUGGAGGAGCCCGGCAGAGGGUAGAGCUGUUGCAUCUAGAGGGUUGGGAGGGAAAAAAAAACAAAACAGAAAAAAAAAAAAAAACAACCCCACAAACAAAGCAAAUGUGUAGAUAGAGAACUUUUUUAAGAACUGCAGCUACACAGAUGUGUGGAUAUGGGGUGGGCGCUCUGCCCAGCUGCUCCCUCUCUGCUCCCUGUGGUGCUCUGCCUUCACCUCGGUGCAGCCCCGGAGGGCAGUGCCGGUGUCCCCAUGCGUGUCCCCUCCCUGGCAGCCCCAUCCCUUGCAUCCAGCUGGGCGAGCCGGGAGCUUUUCCAACACCUGGGGCCGGAGCAGAGGGGCCUAAUGUGGCAGAGCCUCGCGGGCCGUGGCAAGCUGGGGUUGGCAGAAGGCUGCACAGCCUGGCGAGCCCAGAGCCCGGCUCCCUGUCAUCUCCUCCGGCAGCCCUGGCCUCCCUGCUGAGGACCUUCCAUUGCCCUGAUGGCAGCUGCAGUGAGCAGCUCCCUGGUGCCAUGGCCAGGGUGCUGGAGCCCAGAGCACCCGAAAUAAUGUCACCAGCUCCAUGGCCACAGCCUGACCCACCAGUAGCACCCCUGGGCUGUGCUUGCCGAAUGGGCUCUGGGGUGCACGGGGCAUGGCUCCAGCCCAGUGUGGUGGUGUUGAGGCCAUGCUGGGUGGACCAGGACCAGGGUGGUCCCAGGAGCACUGAGUGGGUCAUGGGCAGUGGGGUACAGAUGUCUGUGGGGGUACCAGCACUCCAUGGUCCAGUACUGUGUCGUUAAUGCAGAGGUCCUGAAUGCCCCCAGCCCAGCCAGGUGGCUCUGCUCAGAGGUGGGAGCCAUACGGGGUGGCAUGGGAACCCCUUUCCUCCAGGCUCAGCCCUGGGGAGAGCUCUGCAGCUGAAUAGAGGUGCCCCAUGUCCCCCCGCACAGCGAGCUGGGCAGGAGGCUGCUGGGACAGCCAGGGUGUGGGCUUGCUGUGCCCAGUGCCGGGGCUUCAGCCUUGUGGGUGCUGGGGCCGGCUGAAGAUGCCCAAGCCUGGAGCCAACACCACUGCCAGGACAGGUUCCACCAGCUCCUGGACUUGGGUGCUGGUGCCUGGGCAGCACCCCUCAAAGCCCACACUGGAUGUGCUGUGCUGGUGUGGGAGCAGGGGCAGCACCGGUGCAGCAUAGGGAGCCCGUGCUGGUGUCACAUGCACCCGACCUCUGCAGCAUCGCUUCUACGCCCACGGGGACCAAGGAUGGUGGGGGCCUGACCUGGGACACCGCACGCAGCUGGACAGUGCAUAACCACUUGGGCCGACAAACUCAUCCCAGGGCUGCAGCCCCCGGUUCCUCCAUCUCACUGCUCCAGCACAUCGGCUUCAGGUCUGCGCCACCGGCUGCAGCCAGGCUCCGGGCAUCUCCACCGGGUACAGCCAGCUUCGUGGGUGCCAUCACCAUCCCUGCUCACCACCGGCAUCCGGGACAUUCCCACCACCAUGGGGAUGUGUUUCUGCCACAAGCACCCUCUCCACAGGAGCCCCCUCUGCCGCACAGAGGAGCCGGGAUGUGUCUCAUUUUGCCCGUGGCCCGGCCAGGGCUUGGUUGUGUUGUGUUUCUGUUCUUGCUGUAAGCUAACCGCUAAAGUAUCUCUUUAUACAGAAUACUUACAGAUUCUAAUAUAUAUUUGUAUUUCAUUUUGUUAUAGUAUUUUUAUAUGUUCGGGGUCAACAAAUGAUGUUUUCUUUUUGUUUACAGAUGCUACUGGGCAGGAAAAUGACGGUGGCUUUGUUUGGCCCGUGGGGUUUGUGUGUGUCACUGUUGAAGACGCUGGUUUGUACUAGGCUGGCGAGGGAGGUGCUCAGCAUCCUUCCGCUGGCAGAGGCUGUAUUGUUUUAGGAGAUGUUUGGUAUUGUCUAUGUUGUCUUCCAUGUGAACAUGACAUUUAUUCAUUCA